ACUGCUCACAAAACCUAGUGCUUCAUUUCAGGAGACAUCAUGGCCUCCCUGCUGACUGGACUCUGGCAGCUAGUUAUUUCUGUGGUUGUCCUGUCUCAGCUCUCAGCAACGCUUCCUCCUCUAGAGAGGGCUCGGAGACAUGCUGACGGGGUAUUUAACAGUGAACUCAGCAAGAUGAAUGAAAAUGCCUACGUGCAGAAGUUAGUCAAAUCUCUUGUGGGCCUCAAUCAAAGGUACCAGAGGCACUCUGACGGCACGUUCACCAGCGAACUCAGCAAGAUGAGAGGAAACGCUCAGGUUCAGAAACUAAUCAAGUCUCUGGUGGGCUACAAGCGCAGUGAUGAGGUGGAUGGCUCUGAAGGAUUAAUCCAUACAGAUAUACCAAGGACACAUCAGACCGGCAGCUCUUACGAUGACUUUUGCUUCAUGUGGUUAUACCAGAGCUUUCUGAAUGAUAGCCUGUCAGAGAGUGAUGCAAGAGAAGCCACUCAGAUGACCGGCCAAUACAUUUGCCCAGCCUCCAAACCACUGAUUGAAGAGAUGAAAGAAGACAUGUCUGUUCUGGACUAGAAAUGAAGGGGACAACAGCAGCCAAACCUCUCCAUAAACUACAGCCUGGUGGGGUGGGUUCCGUGUGCAGCCUACAAAUAAAUAAGGAAGCUACUGAAUCAGGUUCAAGUGUAAAUGAUGGAAUCAGAAACUGCCAAAAUAACAGUAAAGCAUGUAAUCAAGGGCACUGUGUAUAUUAGUGUAAAAUAGAGGGUGGGGUUAGUAGAUGGUGCGUGAAUGAUGGAAGCAGCUUACACAAUACUUUGU
Messenger RNA from Caretta caretta (loggerhead turtle), 816 nucleotides. RefSeq names its product secretin (gene SCT). Gene Ontology annotation, cellular component: extracellular region. Gene Ontology annotation, biological process: negative regulation of gastrin-induced gastric acid secretion; positive regulation of somatostatin secretion; positive regulation of pancreatic juice secretion. NCBI's taxonomy places the organism in Eukaryota, Metazoa, Chordata, Testudines, Cheloniidae. Gene Ontology annotation, molecular function: hormone activity. The record is from RefSeq and is a predicted model, not a curated record.